GUAAACGUCAGAGGUAGUGCUGUUCUCGCGAGGGAUAUGCGCGAUGAGACUCGGCGGGUCCUGGGUGGUGCUGAGUGAAGAGGUGGUUGGUACAGCGCUGAUUUCUAGUCUAGGCAGAAGAGAGGAUGCUGCUAUGGGAUUGCUGUCGAUUGCAUGGCGCGGUGAUGGCGCCUUUGGUCUGGGUAGGGGUUUUCACUUGCGUGGCUGCUGCCUUUCCAGGGUCGUAUAAAACUUUUCUUGUCCACGCGCUUCUUACUUCUUCACCUCCACAUCUUCGCACCUACCCAACAAUUUCGAUAACAUCAAUACCUACUCUGACGUGGUCUUGUACAACGCAAGCCACCACUGAUCAGUGCACUGCGGUGCCUUCGACGUGCUCACUGCUUGGCGUACCUGGCGAGAUCCGCAACAAGAUCUACGGCUUCGCGAUGGAAGAGAGCCUAGACUCGCUCAAAGACAAGUACUCCGCAAAACUCACGGAGGCCGAGGCCGACAAGGUCAGCUACUACGCCCACCGCAACCGACUGAGUUUUGGAUAUCUGUGGAGCGCACAGCGGAGAUACCGCCAGUAUUGGAGACUGACCCAAGUCUGCCGCCUGAUACGAUCCGAAUUCCUUCCUGUCUACAACGCUCGCACCCAGUUCUCCGUCCGGCUGGAUGACCUCCAGAGCUACAUAGACACGUUCGUCAGACAGCCCGGUGUAGCCGAUGAAGACGCUGUCGGCCAGCUUGCCAUUGUCUCAGAGAUCUAUACCCGUGUCUACAUUGACCUGAGCUCCUUGGUGACACUGGUCAAUACCAUGAAGCACCUCCACAUCUCAGCCCCCGACGGGACCCGCUAUCCAUCUUCGCCGCAUUGCACAGAGGUGCUGUUCCGUCUUGACGACUACCCCUCAUUUCGCGACUACUUCCAGCAAGCGGUGGUGGGCAUUCACUACAAGGACAAUUUUGGUGCCCCGAAAUUCCGCUUCGAGAUAAAGCAAGGCCAUUGGGAGGGCUGGAUGGGUUGGGACCGGAGACUGGGUCCGCGACCACCUGGUGCGCCGCAUCCCUCAUAUGUCUGGGCCAGAGAGAUUACUAUUCCCCUGCACAGGGAUAUCUAUACGAAGUGGGUGGAAUUCAGCCAAGCUUCGUAGUUCGCAGAUUGUUUAGCACAAGGACGGCGCAUUAGUUGAAAUUUAUGUCAUGGCUCUUAGCUGAAGAAGAUAUCUAAGGGUAAACACUGAC
This is a messenger RNA of Boeremia exigua, 1227 nucleotides long. RefSeq lists its product as uncharacterized. The transcript is spliced from 2 exons. NCBI's taxonomy places the organism in Eukaryota, Fungi, Ascomycota, Dothideomycetes, Pleosporales, Didymellaceae. The record is from RefSeq and is a predicted model, not a curated record. Bases 126 to 1136 code for a protein of 336 amino acids.